Molecule: messenger RNA, 897 nt
Organism: Pochonia chlamydosporia 170
Lineage: Eukaryota; Fungi; Ascomycota; Sordariomycetes; Hypocreales; Clavicipitaceae
Product: protein kinase-like protein
Exons: 1
Coding region: 1-897 (298 amino acids)
Source: RefSeq, a predicted model, not a curated record
AUGUCACCUGUCAUGGAAGUGCAACUGAGAACGUCAAAUGGAUUCAGGACAGCUAUUCUCAAGCUAUUCGAUCAAUGUUUUGGAGUGUCCCGCAAGCAGCAUCCGUAUAACCAACAAGCAGCAGCUGCGUGGCAAGACUGUGUUCGCUCUGGCUUAGCGAAAAGACUCGUUGAUGAAUUCCAACAGGAUGAAAACAAUAUCAGAAAGGCGCGUUUUGGAGACACUGUUGACGACGACGCUGACGACGACGAAGAAGAUGAGGAUAAAGAAGAAUCAGAAUCAGAAUCAGAAUCAGAAGAUGAUGAAGAAGAUGACCUCAGAGUGUGGGAAGCUAUAAUAUACCACAGGUCUCAGAAACAAUACGAAAGAGAAGUUCGAGCUUACAGCAAACUAAAAGCACUUCAAGGCCGAUGCAUUCCAAGAUUCAUCAAUUCAGUCAUUUACAGCCGACCAGGAGCACCUACAGAUCUUCCAGCAGCAUACUUUCAAGUUCCAGGUAUACUACUCGAAUGUAUUGACAGCUUCCCCCUUUCAAAACUUACAACAAAGGUCCCAUAUCAGCCAUUUCUUUGGGAAAAGAUAAUAGAAAGCGCAGUUGAUGUGGUUCGUGAAGUUAAUACAGCUGGGGUUGUGCAUCAUGACUGUCAACCUCGGAAUAUGCUGGUAGCGCAGAGAGAUGGCGCUUUUCAGUUAUACUUGAUUGAUUUCGCACAGUGUGCAUUUGAGGAGGAUUACAAGGACACAGAGGACCUAUCGGAUGAGAAUGGAUAUGCACAUAUUGUGCACCUGAAUGAUAAUGCUGUGGGUAUCGCGGUUCUUAUGGACCAAAGGGUAAAGAGGGAGACAUCUUAUACACUUCGCCUUAAGACGCUAGAGGAUUUAAAGCAACUAGCUUAG